AUGAAUUUACAUCACCGAUACCGAAGCAAAAACGAUCCCCGACGCCUGCCCGGUACAAAGCAGCUCGGUUUGCGGAGCGCGAAAGGGAGGUGCGCACGCCCCCUGGCGGCACGGCCCCGUGCGUCCCAGAGGAGCCCGCACCGGCCGCGAGGACCCGCCGCCGGGACCCCAGCCUGCGCCGCACCCUCGCGCCCGAGUGGCCUGCGCCCCCGCCCUGCCCUGCCCCGCCCCGCCCUCCUGCUCCAAGCCGGCUUUGGCCGCCCGGCAGCAACCGCAGCGGCGAGCCCGGGCGGCCGCUCUGGCAACGCGUACAUCGACUGCCCGCGUCUUAGUGGCAGCACCAGGGCAAUAAAUCAGGGCCGGCGAAGGAAAGACGCUGCGCGCCGGCUCCCGAACCGCAACUUGCUGCGAGACCUGUCACUUCCCCGCGGUGCCCAGUCCUCGCCCCUCCCAGGCGCUCGCGCCUCCUCUUUUCUUCCUGCUCCUCAGCACGGAGCUCCCCUCGACGUUGCUCACGUGCCAGACUCGGGACCGCGAGCGGCGUCCGCACCCGCACGCACACCCGGCCACGCUCGCACUCGCGCGGCCGCGGGACCGGCUGCUUACCUCCGGGGCCUCAUGGUCGCGUCGCUAGCCUGGAUGCCCUGGACAUCAUUCCGAACAGCACAAUUCAAGGCUCUUGGGUAACCUCUUCCCACACCAACUCUGAGUUUCUCUGUGGCUUGUUUUGGACAAUAGGACAUUAGCAAAUGAGAUAUAAGUGCAGGCUUGAGAAUUACAUGGGCACUGGGGCUUGCUUGCUGGCUGCUGUGUGGAACCUGAGACUACCACGUGAAGAAGUCCGAAGUACUAGAGGAUGAGAGAACACGUGCAGCAAAGAUGAAGCAUCCCAGCUGAGAUUCCCCUAGACCAAUCAGCUUGCCAACUGCCACAAAAGUGAAUAAAGCCGUCCAAGAGCAUCCAGCUAUAAGAUGAGCCAGUCCAGACCAGAAGAAUCACCUGACAAACUGAAAGAUGUAUGUGAAAUAAUAAAUGUUUGAGGUUUUAAAUUUUAAGAGGUACAGAG
This is a messenger RNA of Macaca mulatta (Rhesus monkey), 1066 nucleotides long. Lineage: Eukaryota; Metazoa; Chordata; Mammalia; Primates; Cercopithecidae. The record is from RefSeq and is a predicted model, not a curated record.